CUGAAUCCAGAAGAGCCGUUAAAUACGGCUAAAGCUAUUGCGGAUUGGGGGCUUAGCUACGUUGUUCUGACGUCUGUUGACAGGGACGAUCUGGAAGACGGCGGUGCAUCGCACAUUGCAGCUACGGUGCAGCAUUUGAAGAAGGAAUGCCCAGCAACGCUGGUGGAAUGUUUGGUACCUGAUUUUCGUGGCCGCUUGGCUAGCGUCGAAACAGUUCUUUCGUCCGGACUGGAUGUUUAUGCUCACAAUAUGGAAACAGUGCGCCGGCUUACACCAUGGGUGCGGGACCCGAGAGCCACCUAUGAUCAGUCGCUAAAGUUUCGAAACGAGGUUGUAACAAAGACUUCGCUGAUGCUUGGCUUGGGUGAAACUGACGAGGAAGUUCUGGCCGCAAUGCGUGACUUACGUGAAAUUGGUAUUACUUCAUUUUCUUUUUUUGUUAUUGAUAGUUUGCCUUUAAUUAAACUCUGACG
This is a messenger RNA of Gongylonema pulchrum, 473 nucleotides long. Lineage: Eukaryota; Metazoa; Nematoda; Chromadorea; Rhabditida; Gongylonematidae. The record is from the annotation of a GenBank genome assembly.